AUGAGCCGACAGUGCUACACCUCCGGCUCCAUCCUGGGAAGACGAGGCUUCUCCUCGGCCUCCGCCAGGAUUUCCUUCGGGGGCAGCUGCCGCGGCGGGGCCUACGGCGGGGCGGCGGUCGGCCGCUGCGGGGCGGCUUACGGCGGGGGCCGCUUCGGCGCCGUCGUGGGCUUCGGGAACUGUGCGAGCUUCGGGGGCCUGGGCGGCUACAGAGGCCUGGGCGACGGCGUGGCCGUGGGGGGCUACGUGGGGGGCGCCGGCCUCGGCGUGGGCCUCGGCGGAGCGAGGUCCGAGGGGAUUCGCGGCGUCAGCAUCCACCCCGAGCUGCUCAAGCCCCUGUGCGUGGGCGUGGACCCCGAGGAGUGCCAGGUGCGGACCCACGAGAAGGAGCAGAUCAAGAACCUCAACAACCAGUUCGCCUGUUUCAUCGACAAGGUGCGGCUGCUGGAGCAGCAGAACAAGGUGCUGACCACCAAGUGGGAGCUGCUGCAGCAGUAUGUGCUCCCAGCAUCCCGCAGAAACCUGGAGCCUGUGUUUGAGAACUUCAUCUGCAACCUGAGGAAGCAGCUGGAGUGUGUGAUGGGGGAGCGUGAGCGGCUGGAGAAUGAGGAGCGCUGCCUGCGGGACCUGGUUCAGGAGUUCAAGUGCAAGUACGAAGAUGAGAUCAACAAGCGCACGGCAGCGGAGAAUGAGUUCGUGGUGCUCAAGAAGGAUGUGGAUUGUCUCUACCUGACCAAGGAGGAGCUAGAGGUCAGGGUGGGUCUCCUGCGGCAGCAGCUGGAGUUCCUGAAGUGCAUCUACGCCGAGGAGAGGGCUCAGCUGGACUGUCAGCUGUGUGACACCUCUGUCAUCGUGCAAAUGGACAACAGCCGGGACCUGGACAUGGAGGGCAUCAUCAAAAGCGUGGAGUGCUGCUACGAGGAGAUCGCUCAGAAGAGCAAGGCAGAGGUGGAGGCUUUCUACCAAACCAGGCUGGAGGAGCUCCACAGCAGCCGGGGCAAGUUCUGUGAUGACCUAAGGAACAACCAGAGCGAGAUUGCUGAGCUCAACAGGAUGAUCCAGAAGCUGCAGUGUGAAUCAGACAAUGUGAAGAAACAGAUCUCAGCCCUGCAGACUGCCAUCUGUGACGCCGAGCAGCGGGGAGACUGUGCCCUCAAGGACGCCCGGCAGAAGCUGGUUGACCUGCAGACAGCUCUGCAGCAGGCCAAGGACAAGAUGGCCUGUCUGCUCAGGGACUACCAGGAGCUGCUCAACGUCAAGCUGGCCCUGGACAUUGAGAUUGCCACUUACAGGACGCUGCUGGAGGGAGAGGAGAGCAGGAUAUGCACCGGCAACCCUGUGAGCGUAGCCGUGGUCAGCGGCGGGGGCACGGUGGGCGAGUGCCGCUCCCUGUCCGGGCUCGGAGGCAAGUGCAGCGUCAAGAGCGGCGGGGCCGGCGCGGGGCUGGGCAUGGUCUCGUCCUUCGGCAGCGCCGCCUUCAGCCCACAGGGAUCACACAACUAUGCACUAGGACAUCGCUCUGCCCAAGCCCUUUGCCUGACAAAACCCUCCCUCUCUCCUGAUGUCUUUCUUGGGGGAAACUCCCCCCCCGCCCCCCUCAGCCAGCUAUUGCAAAAGGAUGAAAAAUUUGGUCAUCCCAACUUCAGAAAGAGAAGCCACAAUUUAAUUGUCCGAGACGAAGCUGCAGCUGUAAUUUAA
Messenger RNA from Ficedula albicollis (Collared flycatcher), 1698 nucleotides. Its product is annotated as keratin, type II cytoskeletal 7-like. Gene Ontology annotation, cellular component: keratin filament. Gene Ontology annotation, molecular function: structural constituent of skin epidermis. The coding region runs from base 1 to 1698 and encodes 565 amino acids. Gene Ontology annotation, biological process: keratinization; intermediate filament organization. The record is from RefSeq and is a predicted model, not a curated record. The transcript has 12 exons. NCBI's taxonomy places the organism in Eukaryota, Metazoa, Chordata, Aves, Passeriformes, Muscicapidae.